This is a messenger RNA of Chenopodium quinoa (quinoa), 807 nucleotides long. RefSeq lists its product as uncharacterized. The record is from RefSeq and is a predicted model, not a curated record. The coding region runs from base 197 to 439 and encodes 80 amino acids. Lineage: Eukaryota; Viridiplantae; Streptophyta; Magnoliopsida; Caryophyllales; Amaranthaceae. The transcript is spliced from 4 exons.
UAAUGGUUGAUUCACUUGUGUCAUAAGGAGAGUUGACUGGGCCUGGCUACCCGAUGAUUAUGGUCAAAUUCCAAUAGGCGAUAUUCAAUUGUAUCAGAAAUUGGGGAUUUAGGGUUCUUCUGUCAGUUAAACUGUGAAAUAGCAGAAGUUCGGUAAUAUAAUUUCAUAAUUUGAAGCUGAAAAUUCUUUGCCAAAGAUGUCGAAGAAAAACAAUCUUGCUACUCGCAAGAGACAGCACGAUUUCGAUAUGCGAAGAGAAAAAGAGGAGAAAGAGAAAAAGGCGAAGAAGCUUCAUGCUAAUAAGAACAAAAUGAAGGUUGAUGGGAGUAAUAAGAAGAAAAAGAAAACUGGUAAAUUCUCAGUGAAGAAGAAAUUGAAGACCAAAUUGUCGGCGUCGGCGAAAGCUAAGGCUCAACAAGCUAUGGAGCUUGAUGAUUAAGGUUGUUAAUCUUGUUUCGGCAGGGGCACCCACAGAUAUCUCCCCUAUAGGCUCUGGGUGAUCAUGUGUUUUUUUUGGGAUUCAAUUAUCCAUUAUAAAGAUUCAAUGUGACUGCACCAAUUGUUUUGUUUUCUGUAGGCUGGAUGUAUUUAUCUUACUCUUCGCUGCUGUUAAUAGUCAUGGUCUUUCAAUAGAGAAAUGUAUGCGUAAUUUUCUAGAUCUUUCUGUUUAGUUAGAAGAUAUCGUUUUCAUUUACCCUCAAUUUUCUUCAGCGUUGUCAAUUAUAUCCAGACAUAUGAUUACAUUUCCUUUUCAUGUCUAAUACUAUAGCAAUGCAGAGUAAUUUAGCUAUGAAGUAUUUACAUAAA